Molecule: messenger RNA, 1557 nt
Organism: Fraxinus pennsylvanica
Lineage: Eukaryota; Viridiplantae; Streptophyta; Magnoliopsida; Lamiales; Oleaceae
Source: the annotation of a GenBank genome assembly
AUGCAUGAACCAAAACCCCUUCCCAACCCUAUAUAUACCCUACCCCCAAUUCCCAUCUUCCUCAGUCUCCCCAAAGCGACACCCAGAGCUCAAGAAAAGUCCGCGAAAUCAAUUUCAAAAAUGCCUUCGCAAUCUUUAACUCAGUUGUCCAAAUGCACAAUUUUCCCCGAUCAAAUUUCCACCAUGGAUGACCUCAAACUCUCAGUUUCAGACCUCCCUAUGCUCUCAUGCCAUUACAUUCAGAAAGGGUGUUUAUUUACACGCCCAUCAUUUCCCUUCAUUGAACUUGUUUCAGUCCUCAAGCGCAGCCUCUCGCAGACGCUAACUCACUUUCCGCCGCUCGCCGGCCGACUCACCACAGACGAAAAGGGAUACGUUUACAUCACCUGCAACGAUGCCGGCAUUGAAUUCAUUCAAGCCAGCGCGUCACAUAUUUAUAUCAGGGACAUUCUUAAGCCCACUGAUGUCCCAGAAGUAGUGAAAACACUCUUUGCUUUUGAUCAGACAGUUAGCUAUGAAGGACAUUUUAUGCCCAUUCUUGCCGUUCAGACGACUGAAUUGGCUGACGGAGUCUUCAUUGGCUGCACCGUAAAUCAUGCCGUUAUGGAUGGGACGUCGUUUUGGCAUUUCUUUAAUAGUUUUGCUGAAGUAAGUAGGGGCAUGAAGAGAAUUUUCAGGGCGCCGGACUUUCGCCGGGAAUCAAUUCUGAUUUCUCAGGCUGUGCUGAAAAUCCCCGUCGGCGGACCAAAGGUCACUUUCUCCCUCGAUGCUCCGUUGAGAGAGAGAAUUUUCAGUUUCAGUAGAGAAUCAAUUCUGAAGCUGAAAGCCAAAACCAAUAAUCAGAUAUGGGAACUUGACGGCGAGAUCGACGUCAUUGAAUUAAUAGGGAAGCUGAGCAACGAAACAUUCAAACUCCCCAACGAAAAUCUAACCCCGUUAACUUGGCUAAAAAGUGUUGUCUCAAAAGAGAGAAGAAAUGCAAAUCCAACGCCUGAGAUUUCAUCGUUUCAAUCAUUAUGUGCUUUAUUAUGGCGUGGAAUUACACGAGCAAGAAAAUUACCACCUUCUAAAACUACGACGUUCCGCAUGGCUGUGAAUUGCCGCCACCGUCUUGAGCCGAAGCUGGACCCGUUAUACUUCGGAAACGCUAUACAGAGCAUUCCGACUCUCGCAUCAGCCGGCGACGUGUUGUCAAAGAAUUUGCGCUGGUGCGCCAAGCAAUUAAAUAAGAACGUGUUGGCGCACGAUAAGGAUACAGUGAGGAAGUAUGUAGAGGAUUGGGAGCGAGACCCACGGUGUUUCCCUUUGGGCAAUUUCGAUGGAGGGAUGAUCACAAUGGGAAGUUCUCCUAGAUUUCCAAUGUACGAGAAUGAUUUCGGGUGGGGUAGACCCGUAGCUGUUCGAAGCGGGAAAGCUAAUAAAUUUGACGGGAAGAUUUCAGCAUUCCCUGGUCGUGAAGGUGGUGGGAACGUGGAUUUAGAAGUGAUUUUGGCAUCGGAGACUAUGGCAGGUCUAGAGUCUGACCCGGAGUUCAUGCAAUAUGUCACGGGUUAUUAA